Phycodurus eques (leafy seadragon) is the source of this 1323-nucleotide messenger RNA. It is a transcript of the gene dck, whose product is annotated as deoxycytidine kinase. Gene Ontology annotation, cellular component: mitochondrion; cytoplasm. The transcript has 6 exons. The record is from RefSeq and is a predicted model, not a curated record. NCBI's taxonomy places the organism in Eukaryota, Metazoa, Chordata, Actinopteri, Syngnathiformes, Syngnathidae. Gene Ontology annotation, biological process: nucleobase-containing compound metabolic process. The coding region runs from base 129 to 1064 and encodes 311 amino acids. Gene Ontology annotation, molecular function: ATP binding; deoxycytidine kinase activity.
UUGGCUUCCGGGUCGCUGGUGCUGCUGUUGCCCGCCAAACUUUGACGUCCGCCCGCCGCUUUCCUGCUUGUUAUCCCAAGUGGCAGGCGCUACGGUCGACUUUAACGUUAUUUAUCGGUAACAAAAACAUGUCUUUAACCCCGAAGAGGCCGCGUUCCGAUCCAAUGAACGACUCCAUGGAGAAGAGGAUCAAGCGGGUUUCCAUCGAGGGCAACAUCGCGGCUGGAAAGUCGACUUUCGUCCACCUCCUGGAGCAGGAGUGCGCCGACUGGGAGGUAGUACCCGAGCCCAUCGCUAGGUGGUGCAAUGUCCAAACAAGCGGCAGCGACUUCGAGGAGCUGACGGCGUCGCAGCGUAGCGGCGGCAACGUGCUGAAGAUGAUGUACGACAAGCCGGAACGUUGGGCGUACACCUUCCAGAGCUACGCCUGCAUCAGCCGCGUGCGCGCCCAGAUCCGCUCGGCCAACGGGAAGCUGCGAGGCGCCGAGAACCCCGUGCAGUUCUUCGAGCGCUCCAUCUACAGCGACAGGUACAUCUUCGCCGCCAACCUCUAUGAGAACGAGUGCCUGAACGACACGGAGUGGGCCAUCUACCAGGACUGGCACGGCUGGCUGCACAGCCAGUUCCACCGGCACAUCGAGCUGGACGGGAUCGUCUACUUGAGAGCCCCCCCUGAGAAGUGCAUGGAGAGGCUGCGCCUGCGGGGCCGAGAGGAAGAGCGGGAAAUCCCUCUGGAGUAUCUGGAGAAGCUCCACGCCAAGCACGAGAGCUGGCUGCAGCACAAGACCAUGACGAUGGACUUUGAGUACCUGGCCGACGUGCCGGUGCUGACGCUGGACGCCACGGAAGAGUUCAAACGCGACAAGAGCAAGGGCGCCGACAUGCUGGAGAAGGUGAGGGAGGCCGCGAAAAGCUCGAUGGAACGUACGGCCCACGUUUCAAGUCACGCUAAUGUUGACGGUCGUGGCCUUGAAAUGAACAUUUUCACCCAAAAAUACAAUGGAAAUGGAAAUGUUGAGGUUUUGAAAGGAAGCGCUUUUUUUUUCUUCAUGAUACAGUGCUAAAAAAAUGUGCGAGGAAAAUAAGUGGAGAUUUUAUUUUAAGUUUUUUUAAAGUUUUUUUUUUAUUUAUUUUAAUCGCGUCACAUUUAAAGGUUUUGGGACACUCACCGAAAGUGAGACGCCCCAUAAUGUAGUGUAAUGUUUCUGUUGACGCCCUCUACACAAACGCACAAUUUCGCUGCAUGUGAAUAACAAAAGGUGUGUGUCCGUGUAUGUUGAAGAGGGUUUUGUUGGUAUCACUCCUAACUGAAAGUCCAAACUG